AUGACCAACGGCAUGGUGCGUGAAGUUGACCGUGCAAUUGGUGCUUUAUCGACGCUCUUUGUGGGUGUUGGGCUGCUCGUGCUCCGUGAAUUGUACCGGAGUAUGCGAGACAAUGAGGGCAAGUGGGAGCGCUGUGACUUGAAUCGAUGCGGACAGGACGUUUACUACCAAAAGAAGUAUGGAAUGACCACACUACCAUUAUUCCAGCAUCAAGGAGGAUGCGAUUGCGGAUCUCUGCGAUUUGUGGUCUUUGCGCCAAAAAAAGUAGAGGCGUUUGAUGACAGCAAUACAUUUUCGUGCAAGAAAGGAAGAUUUCCGCUUUUGAUUGCUCCAACGUCUUGCUUUGAGAUGAUGGAAUCAUCGGAUGUGUCGUUGUAUGAGAGCCAAGCCACGUCAUGCCAGCAUGCCUUUUGCGCCAAAUGUGGUAUACACAUUUUCCAGUUUGAUCACACACAACCAGACUGCAUUGCUGUCAACUUGUACUGCGUGGAAGACGAGAACUUUGAGGAUAUAAAGAUCAUAUUUAUUCCAAAAGGCUCACGCCCACUCUUCGGCCGAGCCAACCGCCUGCCUUUGGAGUAUCGUCGUCCACUACAAUCCCAGGGAUUUGCACCAGUACAGGAAGACAGCAAAGAAUCGACCAUUGUGUUUCAAAAGCAGAUGAUGAUGUGGGCCCGAAUGGAUAAUUAUGAAAAGUACCAAGAACCAUCUUCGGAUGAUACGCAGUCUUCCACGAGUUCUACCAGCCAGACCAGGCGCUUUUCAUUUGCAUCGUCAGAAGACCCAACAACCGUGACGAAAGACCAAUUGGAGUUUUAUCUCAAGCGCCAUAUGGAUGAUACUCCACAGGAAGAGUUUCGCGUCUAA
Molecule: messenger RNA, 867 nt
Organism: Peronospora belbahrii
Lineage: Eukaryota; Oomycota; Peronosporomycetes; Peronosporales; Peronosporaceae
Source: the annotation of a GenBank genome assembly